AUGAUGUUUUUAUGUCUCGCAACGAUUUGCGUCAUUGCCUUUCUCGCAUUGUACACUUGUGCCAAAUUCCGAAUUUUUGAAAAUCUCCUCUCCCGACAUUUCAUCUUUGAUCCCAAAGAAUUGGAUCAAAUCGUUAAAAAAGCUGUCGAGAAAUAUCCCAAUCAUUUUCCAGUUUCAUUAGGACCACUCAAACAUGGAAAGGAAGAAACAUCCGUUUGUGAAAUUACAGAUUUAGCACGAGAUUGGAUUCGAGAAACUCCUGACAUGGAUGGAAAAUAUAUUUUGACUUCAGAAAAUCCAGACACGAUUUUUGAAAGGAGAUGUCAAUAUAUUUUGGAGCAAUUGUGUGAAAAAUAUCCAAAUUAUUGUUCGGAUGUGAAAACGAUGAAUUUCUUUGAUAGUAAAAAGAUGAAAGAACAAUGGAUGUUUAAUAUGUGUGGUGGAGCUCUUGGUCAUAUUUGUGUGUUCCAUUUUAGUUUUACUGAAUAUAUUAUUCUGUAUGGAACACCAGUGGGUACCAGUGGAUAUUCUGGACGAUACAUGAUGGAUGUUUAUGACUUUAUUAUUCAGGGACAUCAUGAAACUUACACUCCUGGCAAUAUCAGAGGUCUGUACUACAAACCAGGAGACAUGACCUUUUUACCAAGAUUUGAGGCAUGUUCCUAUAAAUCAGCUCCUCAUACCUACAUGAUGGAAUAUGGAAGAGGAUUCCCAGGUGUGGUGUUGGGAGCCUGUUAUCCUUUGAUGUCUGCUCUUUUUACAACAUUGGAUUUCUAUUCAUUCUAUCAUCAAAUUAAGGUCGUGUCUGGACACAUGAUGAAGAAUUGGUUUUCGAAUAGAAAGUUUUAG
Molecule: messenger RNA, 849 nt
Organism: Naegleria lovaniensis
Lineage: Eukaryota; Heterolobosea; Eutetramitea; Acrasida; Naegleriidae
Exons: 4
Coding region: 1-849 (282 amino acids)
Cellular component (GO): endoplasmic reticulum
Source: RefSeq, a predicted model, not a curated record